AUGCUUGGACCGAGGUCAACAACCUCGGUGUUUCGUACUCUUACGCAUUUAGUCAACGUCGCUACCGACGAGAUCUCUUCACCACAACCGAGACUGUCAGUGCUUUUCUUCUGGCUAUCUCCUCCUGAACAACUCCUCCAGAUUAUAUCAGACCAAUUACUACACCAAAUACCACCCCAAAGACCUCACCCAAGAUGGCCACCCCCGAAGAAGCCGUCACGCUCACCACCCGCCGGCCGCGUCGCCAUCAUCACCCUCAACAACCCCAAGAAACUCAACGCCAUGAACCAGCCCAACUACUACCGCCUCUCCUGCCUGCUUCAGGACGUAGCCGUCAUGCCCGACAUCACUGUCACCGUCCUCACCGGCACAGGCCGCUUCUUCUCCGCCGGUGCCGAUGUGACCACCACUCGCCCCGGCGUCGAUGCCACCUCUCCCCACCAGCAACGCGACCAGCUCCUCCGUGGCUUCGUCAUCAACAACCUCGACUGCACGCGGAGUUUCUACACUCACCCGAAGAUCCUCGUCUGUGCCCUCAAUGGACCCACCGUUGGCCUGAGCGCUGCGCUGCUUGGGUUCUGCGACUUCAUCUAUGCCACCCCACACGCAUGGUUCCUGACGCCAUUCUCCUCGCUGGGUCUGGUAGCCGAAGGCGGCGCCUCCGCCGGGCUGGUGCAGCGCAUGGGCAUCGCGAAAGCCAACGAGGCGUUGCUGACUUCCCGCAAGAUCAGCUGCGAGGAGCUCGUGGCGUGUGGGUUCGUCAACAAGGUGUUCAGUGGGAAGGACGAGAAGGACUCGGCGGGCUUCUUGGAGAAGGUGCUGGAGGAGGUGGAGGAUAGGUUUGGCAGUCACUUGAAUCAGGAGAGUUUGUUGAAGAUCAAGGAGUUGAUUCGCAGGCCGUUCUUGGAGGGACUGGAGAGUCAGGGUGUGAGGGAGGUGAUGGCGGGGAUGGAAAGGUUCAAGAGCGGUGCGCCGCAGGAGGAGUUUAGGAAGAUUGCGAGUGGGGAGAAGAAGCACAAGCUGUGA
Messenger RNA from Cyphellophora attinorum, 1026 nucleotides. RefSeq names its product 3,2-trans-enoyl-CoA isomerase. NCBI's taxonomy places the organism in Eukaryota, Fungi, Ascomycota, Eurotiomycetes, Chaetothyriales, Cyphellophoraceae. Gene Ontology annotation, biological process: fatty acid beta-oxidation. Gene Ontology annotation, cellular component: peroxisomal matrix. Bases 1 to 1026 code for a protein of 341 amino acids. The transcript is spliced from 2 exons. The record is from RefSeq and is a predicted model, not a curated record.